GUAUAAGAGAUCAAUAUAGAAAAAAACGAACACGAAAUUAUACCAAAGACUUGGACCAAAUUCACCAAGAAUUGAAAGAAUUAGAUGAACAAAUGGAGCCAAACCAAGAAUUAGAUCCAGAUUUACCAGGAUUUGGAAACUACCCUUGUGUAGCUUGCGCGCGUUAUUUCAUAAGUCAAAAAGCCCUUGAUGAACAUAAUCGUGUUCCUUAUACACAAGUUGAAGCCGAAGCGGCUGUUGGAUAUUCUACAGAACAUUCAAGAAUCAAAAUAAUGGAGGAUGUUAAUUAUUGA
This is a messenger RNA of Racocetra persica, 293 nucleotides long. The record is from the annotation of a GenBank genome assembly. Lineage: Eukaryota; Fungi; Glomeromycota; Glomeromycetes; Diversisporales; Gigasporaceae.